This is a messenger RNA of Closterium sp. NIES-67, 940 nucleotides long. The record is from the annotation of a GenBank genome assembly. NCBI's taxonomy places the organism in Eukaryota, Viridiplantae, Streptophyta, Zygnematophyceae, Desmidiales, Closteriaceae.
UGAGAACAAAUUGAGCAGUCACCAUAAUGCAUGUAAGGACGAUAAAAAAGGAAAGGGAAAAAGGAGAGAGAGUACGAGAGAGCGGGAACCACAAACAUACCACGGUAUGGCACCCAAGAAAACGGCAGCCACGAUCAAGCCAACCAAGGACACGGCACAAGAGCAUGAUGGCAAGAAAGAAGGAGCUGCGAAAGAAGAGAGAGAGAGAGAGAGAGAGAGAGAGAGAGAGAGAGAGAGAGAGAGAGAGAGAGAGAGAGAGAGAGAGAGAGAGAGAAGAGAGAGAGAGAGAGGAGAGAGAGAGAGAGAGAGAGAGAGAGAGAGAGAGAGAGAGAGAGAGAGAGAGAGAGAGAGAGAGAGAGAGAGAGAGAGAGAGAGAGAGAGAGAGAGAGAGAGAGAGAGAGAGAGAGAGAGAGAGAGAGAGAGAGAGAGAGAGAGAGAGAGAGAGAGAGAGAGAGAGAGAGAGAGAGAGAGAGAGAGAGAGAGAGAGAGAGAGAGAGGAGAGAGAGAGAGAGAGAGAGAGAGAGAGAGAGAGAGAGAGAGAGAGAGAGAGAGAGAGAGAGAGAGAGAGAGAGAGAGAGAGAGAGAGAGAGAGAGAGAGAGAGAGAGAGAGAGAGAGAGAGAGAGAGAGAGAGAGAGAGAGAGAAGAGAGAGAGAGAGAGAGAGAGAGAGAGAGAGAGAGAGAGAGAGAGAGAGAGAGAGAGAGAGAGAGAGAGAGAGAGAGAGAGAGAGAGAGAGAGAGAGAGAGAGAGAGAGAGAGAGAGAGAGAGAGAGAGAGAGAAGAGAGAGAGAGAGAGAGAGAGAGAGAGAGAGAGAGAGAGAGAGAGAGAGAGAGAGAGAGAGAGAGAGAGAGAGAGGAGAGAGAGAGAAAGAGAGAGAGGGUGAAAGAGAGAGAGAGAGGGUGGGGGUAAGAUAGAGGGGAGAAAAAAAGCAUAAAGAGGAG